AUGGCUCCUCUAUCUACGGGCUACGCGCCCGAUCUUGAGAAGUAUCUCCGGUCUCUCAAGGGUCAGGCAUUGGAAUCCUCUGUUGAGAACCUCAUCUCUCUCCUCAAGCGACGCCAGAUCAAGGGCUCCGAGCCUUGCGCCGUCGCUACCGCACACAUCCUACUUCAGGUCGUCGCCCGAUCAAAAUGGUUCAACGUCGAUAACUUGAUUGAUAAUGUCUCUCGCAUCGGCCGUCGGCUGGUGGAGGCUCAGCCCAAGGAGCUUGUGAUUGCAAACAUCGUGCGCCGAGUUCUAGGUCUCAUUCGCGACGAAGCAGCCGAGGAUAGAAACGAGGGUGCUAGUGAGACCCCCAGCGAGGCCCAGAUGACACCGACCGAUGCCGUGCCACACCCAGAAGCUCUUUCCCACCAGUGGCCUCCUUCAACAUAUGGCAAGCAAGAUUCAGCUGGUGACUAUAUCACCAACAGCGCCAGACCUCCUCCUGCCCGACCUGGCCCGUUAUCCUCCUACAGCUCCGUCAACGUCCCCAAGACUCUCUUCCACCUCCUCUCAGUGUCUUCUCCCAACGAUUUCGCAACUAGUAGUCAGGGAUCUCCCGUGGGACUCUCAGGGACAUCUACUCCUUCAUGGAAGGCUCCUUCCGCCCAGGUCCACGCUUUGAGAUCCGAGGUCAUUGACGGUAUUGAGGAGAUCAAGGACGAGAUUAGCCAAGUGGAUGACCAGAUUGCAUCCCUGGCCGAGGUCCAGAUCCAUCCCGGAGACUACGUUCUUGUCCACCAGCCCUCGCCCACCGUCGAACGAUUCAUCCUGCGCGCGGCUCUUAAGCGCCGAUUUACAGUGCUUAUCGCUACGGAACCCCCCAAGAAGCAGACCACUGAAGUCCCACAUGCUGGUUUCAGAAAGAAACUUGCUUCUACUGGUAUCACAGCGAUCAACGUGAUGAACGGAGGAUUGAUGGCAUACAUGUCCCGAGUGGACAAGGUCAUCUUCGGCGCGCGGGCUAUUGUGGCUAAUGGCAGUGUCCUUGCCGAUGCUGGCGCUGCAGCGAUUGCACGGGCUGCCAAGGAGCAAGGAAAUGCAGUCAUUGUCCUCAGCGGUGUGUACAAGCUCAGCCCAGAGAACCCCUUCAACGAGGAGUCUUUGAUUGAGUGGGGAGACUCUGCUAGCUUUGUCAACUUUGCAGAUGGAAAGAUGGUGAACAGUGUUGAGGUCCGAACUGCCAUCACAGAGCUUGUGCCACCCGAGCUGAUUGACACAUACAUUACCAACUUGGGAACACACUCAAGAGAUCAUCUCUCAAGUCUUAUUGCAGACCAUUACAAGCAGGAGGAUGUCGACUUUCACAUGUGGAGCGGAUGA
This is a messenger RNA of Fusarium pseudograminearum CS3096, 1359 nucleotides long. RefSeq lists its product as uncharacterized. Gene Ontology annotation, biological process: translational initiation. NCBI's taxonomy places the organism in Eukaryota, Fungi, Ascomycota, Sordariomycetes, Hypocreales, Nectriaceae. The transcript is spliced from 3 exons. Bases 1 to 1359 code for a protein of 452 amino acids. Gene Ontology annotation, molecular function: guanyl-nucleotide exchange factor activity; translation initiation factor activity. Gene Ontology annotation, cellular component: eukaryotic translation initiation factor 2B complex. The record is from RefSeq and is a predicted model, not a curated record.